Molecule: messenger RNA, 522 nt
Organism: Caenorhabditis bovis
Lineage: Eukaryota; Metazoa; Nematoda; Chromadorea; Rhabditida; Rhabditidae
Source: the annotation of a GenBank genome assembly
AUGGUGAACAACGAGAAGGAGACGACGAUGAUCGAGUCGAAUGCGGUGUAUUGCGAGUUGAGCGAGGCGGCCGAGCCGAGACGACGCGCCGGUUUGGAUUUGAGCGGGAUCUCGUACACGACGAACGUCGGAUGCCUUUCGGCGAAUCUGUGGAUCCUGAUACUCGGCAUCGCCAGCAUCGUGCUCUACGUGUGUUCGGCGUUCCUCAUCGCGACACUCAACACGUACAACGCGCUCAAGAUCAUCGCCUCGAUUUGCGGAUUCGUGACAUUCUGCGUUGCCGAAUUGCGCGGCAUCAUCUUCUACAUCAUAAUGUUUGUGAUUUGGUUCAUCAUUGCGGUCCUCGAUGUGCUCAUGCUCACCUACAAUUUGCUCGAUUUUCGGCAUAAAGAGCGACGCGACGCCGCCAACUUCGUCGAGAACGUCGUCGCCGUGCUCGUCUUCUGCAUCUCCGUGCUGCCCAUCGACGUCUUCUUCACGAUUCUCUAUUAUCGUCUUUAUCGAGGUGUCGAUCAAAAUUGA